AUAUACACAAAAAUCAACAAUUACACAUCCUAUGAAGCAUAGGAGGGCGACUGGGCGAGGGAGAAGAAAAUCCAUGCAGUAAACAGUGCUAAACACAGUCAAAUUUGGUUUCUAAUCUAUCCGUAACUUCACGCCGUUUUGGUAACGUCGAUCUCCUCAACCGACUCUAAACCAGACCUAUUCUCCUCAACCCACUCUCUAAACUCAGGCCAAACCUUGACCGGACCUCUACUUGUCGACGUCGGAGCCUGAAUCGACAGAGAAUCUCGUCGACGCCGGCGCCUCGGCUUAGAAUGAAGCCAUGGACCACCGUGAGCGAAUCCGAAGGGUCGCCCUCGAUGCGAAGGGGUAAACAUAGAGAUCAAAGAGGGAAAGAGAAGCCAAAAACUGACAUGUCUUCAGCUACAGACAGUGCGUCAGCAGCUGUAGCUGAAGCUGUCAGUAGUAGAAUGAGUGGGCUCAAUAUUGCUAGUGGAUCUACUGCAGUGGAAGUUGAAAAUGCACCUACUGAUGAAAUGGUCCAGGGGAACGGGGUUGAAACAGCAGCAGCUCAGAUAACUAGUGCUGGUUUGAGUAAGUUGUUCCGGGGAAAUCUGCUUGAAAAUUUCACUGUGGAUAACUCCACGUACUCACUUGCGCAAAUAAGAGCUACGUUCUAUCCAAAAUUUGAAAAUGAGAAGUCAGAUCAAGAGGUUAGGACAAGGAUGAUAGAGAUGGUAUCUAAAGGCUUGGCUACUGUGGAGGUUUCACUCAAACACUCUGGGUCUCUUUUUAUGUAUGCCGGUCAUGAGGGUGGAGCAUAUGCGAAAAACAGCUUUGGGAAUAUAUACACUGCUGUAGGUGUUUUUGUUCUUGGACGGAUGUUUCGUGAAGCAUGGGGAACUCAAGCAGCAAAAAAGCAAGCAGAGUUCAAUGAUUUUCUUGAGAGGAACCGCAUUUGCAUAUCAAUGGAAUUGGUAACUGCUGUUCUUGGAGACCACGGACAACGUCCCCAAGAAGAUUAUGUGGUAGUAACAGCAGUCACGGAAUUGGGCAAUGGAAAGCCAAAGUUUUACUCUACUCCUGAAAUAAUUGCUUUUUGUAGAAAAUGGCGCCUACCAACAAAUCAUGUGUGGUUGUUCACAACAAGGAAAUCAGUGACUUCAUUUUUUGCUGCCUAUGAUGCUCUUUGUGAAGAAGGAACUGCAACAACUGUAUGUAAGGCUCUUGAUGAAGUUGCAGAUAUAUCUGUGUCAGGUUCAAAAGAUCAUAUAAAGGUGCAGGGUGAAAUCUUAGAGGGUCUUGUGGCUCGUAUUGUAAGCCAAGAGAGCUCCAAGCAUAUGGAGAAAGUUUUAGAAGAAUUUCCACCUCCGCCAGCUGAGGGAGCUGGCCUUGAUUUGGGACCAAGCCUUAGAGAAAUUUGUUCUGCAAAUAGGUCAGACGAAAAGCAGCAAAUAAAAGCACUUCUUCAGAGUGUUGGCACCUCCUUUUGCCCCAACUAUACAGACUGGUUUGUGAAGGAAGGUGGUGAGGCCCAUUCAAGAGAUGCUGAUAGAACUGUUGUUUCAAAAAUUUUACAAUCUCAUCCUGCUGAUUAUUCAACCACCAAACUCCAGGAAAUGUUACGCUUGAUGAGAGAAAAGCGGUUCCCUGCUGCCUUUAAAUGUUACCCUAACUUUCACAAAAUUGAUUCCAUUUCAAGGGACAACCUUUUCUACAAAAUGGUCAUUCACGUCCACGGUGACUCUGCCUUCCGGCGAUACCAAAAAGAGAUGAGGUACAAGCCAGAAUUGUGGCCAUUAUAUCGAGGUUUUUUUAUUGACAUCAAUUUAUUCAAGGCAAACAAGGAGAGAGCUACUGAAAUUGGUAAAAGCAGUAAUAUCGUAGAACACAGUAGCAGUAGCACAUCGGCAAAAGAUGGACUCGCUGAUGAAGAUGCAAAUUUAAUGAUCAAAUUGAAAUUUCUUACUUAUAAGUUGAGAACCUUUUUAAUACGCAAUGGCUUGUCGAUUCUUUUUAAAGAAGGUCCAGCUGCUUACAAGGCAUAUUACUUGAGGCAAAUGAAAACGUGGGGCACUUCAACAGGAAAGCAGAGGGAACUCAGUAAGAUGCUUGAUGAAUGGGCUGUGUUUAUACGAAGGAAGUAUGGACAUAAACAGCUAUCGCAAUCAACAUUCCUUAGUGAAGCUGAGCCUUUUCUCGAACAAUAUGCAAAACGGAGUCCACAGAAUCAGACUCUGAUAGGUUCUGCUGGUAACUUGGUAAUAGCUGAAGAUUUCUUGGCCAUUGUUGAGGGAGGCAUGGAUGAAGAAGGUCAUCUUGAGACGGAGUGGGAGUUAGCACCAUCAAGCCCGAGUCCCUCGGCAAAGGAUAUUGUUCCCAAGAAAGAGGGGCUGAUUGUAUUCUUUCCAGGAAUACCUGGUUGUGCUAAGUCUGCACUUUGCAAGGAAUUACUAAAUGCACCUGGAGGGCUCGGAGAUGAUCGACCCAUCAAUAGUCUCAUGGGUGACCUUAUCAAAGGAAGAUAUUGGCCUAAGGUUGCUGAUGAGUGCAAGAGAAAACCAUACUCUAUAAUGCUUGCAGACAAGAAUGCACCAAAUGUAGAAGUAUGGAGACAGAUUGAAGACAUGUGCCGCAGCACCAGAGCCUCUGCAGUUCCAGUUGUAUCUGAUUCUGAAGGAACUGAUUCAAAUCCAUUUUCUCUUGAUGCAUUAUCUGUUUUCAUGUUUCGUGUGCUUCAACGAGUUAAUCAUCCGGGAAAUCUUGACAAGGCAUCUCCAAAUGCUGGCUAUGUGCUGCUAAUGUUUUAUCACCUUUAUGAGGGCAAGAGUCGCAAAGAGUUUGAGGGUGAACUAGUUGAGCGAUUUGGCUCACUUGUGAAGAUGCCAUUGCUGAAAUCUGAUAGGAGUCCCCUACCUGAUCCUGUGCAGUCUAUUUUGGAGGAGGGAGUAAAUCUAUACCAGCUUCACACUACCCGACAUGGAAGAAUAGAGUCUACCAAGGGAUCCUAUGCAAAGGAGUGGUCCAAAUGGGAAAAACAAUUGCGGGAGGUUUUAAUCAACAAUGCCGAUUAUCUUAACUCUAUACAGGUUCCUUUUGAGUUUUCUGUCAAGCAAGUGUUGGAACAACUACAAAAGAUUGCUAGUGGUGAUUAUAUGACACCAGAUACUGAGAAGAGGAAGUUUGGAACCAUUGUUUUUGCUGCUGUUGGUCUGCCUGUUACAGAAAUCCAAAGCCUCCUUAAUAAUUUGGCUGAAAAAAAUCCUGAGGUUAAGGCUUUCCUGAAGGACAAGGAUAUGAUGAAAACCCUAAAUAAGGCUCAUGUGACCCUCGCACACAAGAGAAGUCAUGGGGUUACAGCUGUAGCUAGAUAUGGCAUCUUCCUUCAUGAAAAAGUCCCAGUGGAUUUGACUGCUCUGCUCUUCUCUGAUAAAACAGCUGCAAUCGAAGCUUGCCUCGGUUCUGUAAAUGGUGAAAAAGUUGUUUCCAAAAACGAGUGGCCUCAUGUUACCAUAUGGACUGGAGAGGGAGUAGCAGCCAAGGAAGCCAACACAUUGCCACAGUUGCUUUCGGAGGGGAAGGCAACUCUCAUUCAAAUAAACCCACCCAUCUGCAUAUUCGGCACAAUGGAAUUUUACUGAGUCGUUCUCCUUUUUUUCAUCAUCGAAUUGCUUGGGGCAGUAAGUUCAAUACACAAUGGUAUAGAAAUAGCUAGGGAAUUAACUUUGAAAGGUUAUGAGUUUUCGAGUGUACUAGGUAAAGGGAAGGAGAAAGUUUUGGAAGAUUUGUGGAAAUUUUGGAUUUAAAAGCAUUUAAAAUAGAAGAGACCUAAGAUUGAAUUCUUCAGUGACUAGAGUGUGUAUGACUUUCACUCAAUGAGAAGUCCAGACAAUCUUUUAUGACCAA
Molecule: messenger RNA, 3885 nt
Organism: Alnus glutinosa
Lineage: Eukaryota; Viridiplantae; Streptophyta; Magnoliopsida; Fagales; Betulaceae
Product: tRNA ligase 1
Exons: 27
Coding region: 294-3620 (1108 amino acids)
Biological process (GO): tRNA splicing, via endonucleolytic cleavage and ligation
Molecular function (GO): RNA ligase (ATP) activity; ATP binding
Source: RefSeq, a predicted model, not a curated record